Molecule: messenger RNA, 3178 nt
Organism: Grammomys surdaster
Lineage: Eukaryota; Metazoa; Chordata; Mammalia; Rodentia; Muridae
Gene: Tbc1d15
Product: TBC1 domain family member 15
Exons: 17
Coding region: 36-2051 (671 amino acids)
Biological process (GO): activation of GTPase activity
Molecular function (GO): GTPase activator activity
Source: RefSeq, a predicted model, not a curated record
UUUUGCUACGUCAUCACCAGGCACGCGCGGGGAACAUGGCGGCGGCGGGCGUUGUGAGCGGGAAGAUUAUAUAUGAACAAGAAGGGGUAUAUAUUCACUCAUCUUGUGGAAAGGCAAAUGACCAAGACAGCUUAAUUUCAGGAAUAUUGCGUGUUUUAGAAAAGGAUGCUGAAGUAAUAGUGGACUGGCGACCAUUGGAUGAUGCAUUAGAUUCUUCUAGUAUUCUUUAUGCUGGAAAGGACUCCAGUUCAGUUGUAGAGUGGACUCAGGCUCCCAAAGAGCGAGCUCACCGAGGAUCGGAACACCAGAACAGUUAUGAAGCAGAAUGGGACAUGGUUAAUACAGUGUCGUUUAAGAAGAAACCACAUACCAAUGGAGAUGCUCCAAGCCAUAGAAAUGGGAAAAGCAAAUGGUCGUUCCUGUUCAGUUUGGCAGACCUGAAAUCGAUCAAGCAAAGCAAAGAGGGUAUGGGCUGGUCUUACUUGGUCUUCUGUCUAAAGGAUGACGUCAUGCUUCCUGCUCUGCACUUCCAUCAAGGAGAUAGCAAACUACUGAUCGAGUCUCUUGAGAAAUAUGUGGUGUUGUGUGAAUCACCACAAGAUAGUAGAACACUUCUUGUCAAUUGUCAGAAUAAGAGUCUUUCACAGUCUUUUGAAAAUCUUCUUGAUGAACCAGCAUAUGGCUUAAUACAGAAAAUUAAAAAGGAUCCUUAUACAGCAACCAUGGUAGGAUUUUCCAAAGUUACAAACUACAUUUUUGAUAGUUUGCGAGGCAGCGAUCCCUCUACACAUCAACGACCACCUUCAGAAAUGGCGGAUUUUCUUAGUGAUGCUAUUCCAGGCCUGAAGAUAAAUCAGCAAGAGGAGCCGGGAUUUGAAGUCAUCACGAGAAUUGAUUUGGGAGAGCGACCUGUUGUUCAAAGGCGGGAACCAGUGUCCCUGGAAGAAUGGACCAAAAACCUGGAUGCUGAAGGAAGACUCGUCAACGUAGAGAGCAUGAAGCAGAGGAUAUUCAGAGGGGGUCUUAGUCAUUCAUUAAGAAAGCAAGCAUGGAAAUUCCUCCUGGGUUAUUUUCCUUGGGAUAGUACCAAAGAGGAAAGAACUCAAUUACAAAAACAAAAAACUGAUGAGUACUUCAGGAUGAAACUGCAGUGGAAGUCUGUCAGCGAGGCACAAGAGAAGAGAAACUCACGCCUGAGAGACUAUAGAAGUCUGAUUGAGAAAGAUGUCAACCGAACAGAUCGAACAAACAAGUUUUAUGAAGGCCAAGAUAACCCAGGGCUGAUUCUACUUCACGACAUUUUGAUGACCUACUGCAUGUAUGACUUUGAUUUAGGGUAUGUACAAGGAAUGAGCGACUUACUUUCCCCGCUUUUGUACGUGAUGGAGAAUGAAGUGGACGCCUUUUGGUGCUUUGCCUCUUACAUGGACCAGAUGCAUCAAAAUUUUGAAGAACAAAUGCAAGGCAUGAAGACCCAGUUAAUCCAGUUGAGCACCUUACUCAGAUUAUUGGACAGUGGAUUUUGUAGCUAUUUAGAAUCCCAAGACUCUGGAUAUCUUUAUUUUUGCUUCAGAUGGCUUUUAAUCAGAUUCAAAAGGGAAUUUAGUUUUCUAGAUAUACUGCGAUUAUGGGAGGUAAUGUGGACUGAACUGCCCUGUAAGAAUUUUCAUCUUCUUCUGUGUUGUGCUAUCCUGGAAUCAGAAAAGCAACAGAUAAUGGAAAAGCAUUAUGGCUUCAAUGAAAUCCUUAAGCACAUCAAUGAAUUGUCCAUGAGGAUUGAUGUAGAAGACGUACUGUGUAAAGCAGAAGCAAUUUCCCUACAGAUGGCACAGUGCAAGGAAUUGCCGCAAGCAGUUUGUGAGAUCCUGGGACUUCAGGACAGUGAAGUUACAACGCCAGAUUCCGACACUGAUGAAAACGUUGGCACUCCUUGUCCCGUGUCUGCAUUUCCAAGUAGCACCUCGCCCAUCCUUGCUGCCAGUGAAGCCAAAGACGACAGUCCAGCACCGACAUUAGCAUCCCCAAACGCCUGCAGAUCAACACCUGCAUGAUCAUUUGUCUUACAUUUUUUAAGAGAUACUUUGUUGCAAUUCCUUUUUAAGUACAUGAAAGGUAGACAUUCACAGUCUUGGUAUUGAUCAUGCUUUAAGUUUUAUGGAAAGACAGUGUACUGAUGUUCUUGCAUUAAAGCUUUACAAAGUUCUAAACUAAUUAUUUUUGUAGUUACUUCUACCAAACAGCCUUUCCUUUCCAGUAACAUUCCUUAGUAUUUUUAUAGCUAAGCACAUUUUAUUUUGUUGCUGGUGAACCGGUAUUGGAUAAAUACUACAAGUGGAAGCUUUGGAAAUUACGCACUUUGAAAAGCAUUCACUGUUUACUCUUUAGUGGGCUUUGGACUUGAUUACAUUAAAUGUUGAGCCUUUAUAAAGCAUUCUAAGCUGAGAAGUAAAUUGUUACUCAGUGAUGAAAUUUAAAAUACAAACAAAUUUGGUUUUUCUAUUGUUUACAACAAUAUUCAUCUUAACUAUUUAUGCUGGUUGAAUGUGAUUUAAAUAAGACAUUUUUACCAACGUAGCUAGUAUGUGGAUAAAGAACUAUUUCAACCUUAGCAACUGGAUUGGCAGUAUUUUUUUUUUUUUUUACAAAGAACUUUUUUUCACUUGUACAUAAGCUAUAAAUAUAUAUAUACUAUUUAUGAGUAUAAGAAAGCAUAGUCCUAUUUUCUUUAACUGAAUAAACUUGACUAUUGAUUUAUAUAAGCUGAUUCAACAAAAUUAAUACAUGGCUUCAAUAUAAGAUCUUUUUCAAAACUAUUUUCUUAACUGAACAUUUAUUUAAUGAGACUACAUUGAACCCUGUCUAUACCUGGUGUAAAUCACUGUAACCUCUCUACUAACAAUGUUUAUUAUCUUUCCUAGUACUGCACUAAUUGGUUAAUCAGAUCUUUACAUUUUUUUAAAAUAUUGUUUGCAAAAAGCUUAUGUCAGAAAUUUCCAGGCACUGUCAUGAGUCUCAAAGGAAUAUUUUUUGUAUAUGAAUGAAGCUGUUUUUACCAUGCAGUGUUGCAUGUUUUUAAGUUCUGUGGAAUUACCAUAACAAAUUCCGUUUUAAUUGUAAUUUGUUAACUCUUGUACAUAUCAUUAAAAUAAAGUCAAAGCUAAAUUAGUGUUUUCAGUUA